Molecule: messenger RNA, 2555 nt
Organism: Telopea speciosissima
Lineage: Eukaryota; Viridiplantae; Streptophyta; Magnoliopsida; Proteales; Proteaceae
Product: transmembrane 9 superfamily member 11-like
Exons: 2
Coding region: 176-2176 (666 amino acids)
Biological process (GO): protein localization to membrane
Cellular component (GO): membrane
Source: RefSeq, a predicted model, not a curated record
CGGUGUUUGGUUCUUCUUCCUUGUAGAUCCAAGUCCAAAGGUUUCCUACGCUUCGCCUGUCUCCAUUGUUGCAGAGAUCUCUGAAACGGAGAAGCGUAUUUCUCUGUUUCUCCGUUUCUUUGAAAGGAUUUUGGAUCCUAUAACCAUUUCUCGAUCUGGGUUCUUUCCAGAUCUGAUGGAAACCAUGCAAAGACUGGGGACGAAGGGCUGUUUGCGUCAAUUUUGGAUCUGUAUCUUGUUUUCCUGCUUGAUUUUUCAAUCCGGAGAUGGAUUUUAUCUUCCGGGUAGUUACCCUCACAAAUAUGGUGUUGGCGACCGGUUAUCAGUGAAAGUAAAUUCUCUUACUUCGAUCGACACUGAAAUACCCUUCAGCUAUUACAGUCUCCCAUUCUGCAAGCCCCUUGAGGGCGUGAAGGACAGUGCGGAAAACCUCGGUGAGCUUCUCAUGGGGGAUAGAAUCGAAAAUUCGCCUUACAGGUUUCGGAUGCACACCAAUGAGACCGAGAUCUUUCUCUGCAAAACCGAUCCCUUAUCUGCUGAUGCGUACAAACUUUUGACGAAGAGGAUCGAUGAGAUGUAUCAGGUAAAUCUGAUCCUUGACAACCUUCCUGCUAUUCGGUACACGAAGAAAGAAGGUUACUUCCUCCGAUGGACCGGUUAUCCUCUUGGGGUCAAGGUUCAAGACGUAUACUAUGUGUUCAACCAUUUGAAGUUCACAGUUCUGGUUCACAAGUACGAGGAGACCAAUGUGGCUCGAGUUAUGGGGACUGGCGAUGCUGCUGAGGUUAUCCCUACAAUCGAGAAGUCUGGAUCAGAUGUGCCCGGUUACAUGGUUGUUGGGUUCGAGGUGGUUCCCUGUAGUUUCCAGCACAACGUGGAUUCAGUGAAGAAUCUGAAGAUGUACGAGAAGUACCCAUCAUCUAUUCGCUGUGAUCCCAGCAGUGUUGCAAUGGUCGUUAAGCAAGAUCAGCCCAUGGUCUUCACCUACGAAGUCUCGUACGUGGAGAGCGAUAUCAAGUGGCCUUCGAGAUGGGAUGCAUAUCUGAAAAUGGAGGGAUCCAAGGUGCACUGGUUCUCGAUUCUCAAUUCUCUAAUGGUGAUCACUUUCCUCGCUGGUAUUGUGCUUGUGAUCUUCUUGAGGACUGUUCGUAGAGACCUUACUCGCUAUGAUGACCUCGACAAGGAAGCUCAAGCCCAGAUGAACGAGGAGUUAUCUGGGUGGAAGCUUGUUGUGGGAGAUGUCUUUAGAGCUCCAGACCAUCCGGCACUUCUCUGUAUAAUGGUUGGAGAUGGAAUUCAGAUUCUUGGAAUGGCUGUUGUGACAAUCUUGUUUGCUGCCCUGGGAUUCAUGUCUCCAGCUUCUCGGGGCACUCUAAUCACUGGUAUGCUAUUCUUCUAUAUGAUCCUUGGAAUUGCAGCUGGUUAUGUUGCUGUGCGGCUUUGGAGGACGAUUGGAUGUGGUGAUUACACAGGAUGGGUUUCAAUCUCUUGGAAGGCUGCUUGCUUCUUCCCUGGUAUUGCCUUUCUGAUACUGACCACUUUGAAUUUCCUUUUGUGGGGUAGCCAUAGCACUGGAGCCAUUCCUUUCUCAUUGUUUGUUAUUCUAAUUUUGCUCUGGUUCUGCAUCUCUGUGCCUCUUACUCUUGUGGGUGGGUACCUUGGAGCUAAGGCACCUCACAUUGAGUACCCAGUUAGGACCAAUCAGAUCCCUCGUGAAAUCCCAGCUCAAAAAUACCCAUCUUGGUUGUUAGUCCUUGGAGCAGGAACUCUUCCUUUUGGUACUCUCUUCAUUGAGCUUUUCUUUAUAAUGUCUAGCAUUUGGAUGGGCCGUGUUUACUAUGUUUUUGGAUUCUUAUUCAUCGUUCUGAUCCUCCUUGUGGUUGUCUGUGCCGAAGUGUCCCUUGUCCUCACUUACAUGCACCUUUGUGUUGAGGACUGGAGGUGGUGGUGGAAGUCCUUCUUUGCUUCUGGUUCGGUUGCCAUCUACAUUUUCUUGUACUCCAUUAACUAUCUCGUAUUCGAUCUAAAAAAUCUAAGUGGCCCUGUCUCAGCUACCCUUUACAUUGGUUACUCACUCUUCAUCGUUCUAGCAAUCAUGUUUGCCACAGGCACAGUUGGGUUCCUCUCUUCCUUCUGGUUUGUGCAUUACCUGUUCUCUUCAGUGAAACUAGAUUGAGCUUCCGCACCUCAUGAAAUGUUCCUCCCAAAACAUUCGUGGAGAUACAGUGGAGAAUUGAAAGCCACAACUCACAUAUGCGUUGGAGUUGUCGCCUACCUGUCCUGGGUUCAUGUUGUUCUUAAACUUGGUUAAGAGUAAUAAUAACCUCAUCUAGUUUUGAUUAAUUCUUUAGCAGGUAAUUUCUGCAUGAUACUGUUAUUUUCUUGCAUCUUGAGAGAUAGGUAGUAGCAGUUGCUGGUAGUUGUGGGUAUCAAAAAAUUUCCUCUGUAAUUGGUUUAUUGAGGAUGGUUUAUGUAUGAAUUAUAAUAGAGAUUCGUGGUUUUCGUGUUCUUAAUUCCGAAUUGUCUAAAUAUUUUAUUUGAGAAUUUCUUUUUAA